UUUGGGGGUCUUAGGAGUUACCACCUAGGAUUCCUUCCGUCAUUUUGACCAGUAUGUACUUCCUUCUUGUCACUCUGGCUCAGGUCACGCUCUAGAGGAUUUUCCUUUCUGAACAACAGCAGCAAAGCAAGCCACACCAUGGGUGAGAUCAACAAAAAUGCUGUGGAAAAAUACCUCGAGGAGAACCCUGCGUUUGCCAAGGAAUACUUCGACAGAAAGCUGCGGGUGGAGGUCCUGGGAGAGAUCUUCAAGAACAGCCGGGUGCCGGUCCAGGCCAGCAUGUCGCUGCCCGAGCUGACGCAGGUGGAGGAGUCCGCUGUGUGCCUGGAGCUGCUGUGGUCCGUGCAGGAGGAGGGGAGCAGUGCCGAGCUGACGGCACACAAGGUCCUGCAGAGGAUGGCCCAGCUGCUGCAGGCCGACCGCUGCAGUAUGUUCAUAUGCCGUUCCCGCAAUGGCACGCCGGAGAUGGCCUCAAAGCUGCUGGACAUCACCCCGACCUCCAAGUUUGAGGACAACUUGGUGGUCCCUGAUAAAGAAGUUGUGUUUCCCCUGGAUGUCGGGAUUGUGGGUUGGGUUGCUCACACGAAGAAACCCCUUAAUGUCCCAGAUGUGAAAAAGAACAACCAUUUUUCUGACGUCAUGGACAAACAAACCGGCUAUGUCACUAAGAACCUGUUGGCAGCCCCCGUCGUGAUGGGCAAAGAGGUUCUUGCAGUACUGGCGGCAGUGAACAAAGUAAAUGCAUCUGAGUUUUCCAAACAGGAUGAAGAGGUCUUUACCAAAUACCUCAACUUUGUCUCUGUCAUCCUAAAACUUCAUCAUACCAACUACCUAUACAAUAUUGAAUCCCGAAGAAGCCAGAUUCUUAUGUGGUCAGCCAACAAAGUAUUUGAAGAGCUCACAGAUGUUGAGCGACAGUUUCACAAAGCGCUGUACACAAUCAGAACUUACCUGAACUGUGAACGAUACUCCAUUGGACUGCUGGACAUGACCAAAGAGAAGGAAUUCUACGAUGAAUGGCCAAUCAAGCUUGGAGAAGUUGAGCCUUAUAAAGGUCCAAAAACUCCAGAUGGAAGGGAAGUCAUCUUUUAUAAAGUAAUAGAUUACAUUUUACAUGGGAAGGAAGAAAUCAAAGUGAUUCCGACACCUCCUGCCGACCACUGGACAUUCGUCAGUGGGUUGCCAACCUAUGUUGCUGAAAAUGGAUUUAUUUGCAACAUGCUCAACGCCCCUGCAGACGAGUACUUCACAUUUCAGAAAGGACCUGUAGAUGAAACUGGUUGGGUCAUUAAGCAUGUCUUGUCCCUGCCUAUUGUCAACAAAAAAGAAGAUAUUGUGGGAGUAGCUACAUUUUACAACAGGAAGGAUGGAAAGCCUUUUGAUGAACAUGACGAACACAUUACUGAAACUCUCACACAAUUCCUUGGAUGGUCUCUUUUAAAUACUGACACCUAUGAGAAGAUGAAUAAGCUAGAAAAUAGAAAGGACAUUGCUCAGGAAAUGCUCAUGAACCAUACCAAAGCCACUCCUGAUGAAAUUAAGUCUAUUUUGAAAUUUAAAGAGAAGUUAAAUAUAGAUUCAAUUGAAGACUGUGAAGAAAAACAGCUUGUCAAAAUUUUGAAAGAGGACUUGCCGGACCCACAGGCGGUAGAACUGUAUGAAUUCCGCUUCAGCGACUUCCCCAUUACAGAGCACGAAUUGAUUAAAUGUGGACUCCGAAUGUUUUUUGAAAUAAAUGUGGUGGAGAAAUUCAAAGUACCUGUAGAGGUUCUUACCAGAUGGAUGUACACGGUGAGGAAAGGGUACCGCGCUGUCACUUACCACAACUGGCGGCACGGGUUCAACGUGGGACAGACCAUGUUUACUCUGCUGAUGACAGGAAGACUAAAAAAAUACUACACAGAUCUGGAAGCUUUUGCCAUGCUUGCUGCUGCCUUCUGCCAUGACAUUGAUCACAGAGGCACCAAUAAUUUGUACCAGAUGAAGUCCACAUCUCCACUGGCGAGGCUUCAUGGGUCAUCUAUUUUGGAGAGGCACCAUCUGGAGUACAGUAAGACCCUCUUGAAUGAUGAGAGUUUAAACAUCUUCCAGAACCUAAACAAGCGUCAGUAUGAAACAGUUAUUCAUUUGUUUGAGGUUGCAAUAAUAGCAACUGACCUGGCUUUGUAUUUCAAGAAGAGAACCAUGUUUCAAAAGAUUGUGGAUGCCUGUGAGCAAAUGCAAACUGAGGAGGAGGCCAUCAAGUAUGUAACCAUUGACCCAACCAAGAAGGAGAUCAUUAUGGCAAUGAUGAUGACAGCAUGUGACCUGUCGGCUAUCACCAAGCCCUGGGAGGUGCAAAGCCAGGUAGCACUUCUGGUUGCAAAUGAAUUUUGGGAACAAGGAGAUCUGGAGAGAACAGUGCUGCAGCAACAACCUAUUCCUAUGAUGGACAGAAACAAAAAAGAUGAACUACCUAAACUUCAAGUUGGAUUUAUUGAUUUUGUUUGUACUUUUGUAUAUAAGGAGUUCUCACGGUUUCACAAAGAAAUCACACCCAUGCUGAACGGCCUUCAGAACAACAGAGUGGAAUGGAAAUCUCUUGCUGACGAGUAUGAUGCAAAGAUGAAGGAAAUUGAAGAGGAGAUGAAAAAGCAGGAAGAAGUGGUAGUAGCACAAGUUGCUGAGGAUUCAGGCGGUGGUGGUGUUGAUGACAAAAAGUCCAAAACAUGCUUAAUGUUGUAA
Messenger RNA from Urocitellus parryii (Arctic ground squirrel), 2724 nucleotides. It is a transcript of the gene Pde6c, whose product is annotated as phosphodiesterase 6C. Gene Ontology annotation, molecular function: 3',5'-cyclic-nucleotide phosphodiesterase activity; protein binding. The record is from RefSeq and is a predicted model, not a curated record. Gene Ontology annotation, biological process: signal transduction. NCBI's taxonomy places the organism in Eukaryota, Metazoa, Chordata, Mammalia, Rodentia, Sciuridae.